Molecule: messenger RNA, 615 nt
Organism: Helobdella robusta
Lineage: Eukaryota; Metazoa; Annelida; Clitellata; Rhynchobdellida; Glossiphoniidae
Exons: 4
Coding region: 1-615 (204 amino acids)
Biological process (GO): nervous system process; chemical synaptic transmission; monoatomic ion transmembrane transport
Cellular component (GO): synapse; membrane; neuron projection
Molecular function (GO): transmembrane signaling receptor activity; neurotransmitter receptor activity; extracellular ligand-gated monoatomic ion channel activity
Source: RefSeq, a predicted model, not a curated record
AUGGCCGUGGUGGAAUCGUCUGGCGAGGUACUAUGGAUACCGGCCGGUAUUUUCCUCAGUACCUGCGCCAUUGAUAUUGAGUAUUUCCCCUUCGAUACACAACAGUGCAGUCUCAAAUUUGGAUCCUGGACGUACGAUGGGUUCAAACUGGAUCUCGAUUUUUAUGACGAUAAAGAUGAGAUCGAUACGUCCAGUUAUAUGGCAAGCAACGAAUGGAAGCUGCUGGCCUACCCGGGUCAGAAGAACCUGCGCAAAUACAACUGCUGCGAAGAACCCUACCCCGACCUGACCUUCACGGUCAAGCCAUCAUCGUCAUCAUCGUCAUCAGGAAAGUUUUUCUGCUUCAACAUGGUCAUCAUCAUGAUGUCAUCAUUCUUCUCGGCAACCGUCAUCAACUUGUAUAUGCGAAGUGACAAAGGAAAUCCCGUUCCAAAAUGGCUCAAAGUGAUAAUGACAGCGCGCCAUGUUAUAAUGGUUAAGGUGCUUGGCAGCGAUGUUGCAGUGACCGCCUUCAAAUGCAGUGAGAUCCCCACAUAUCACGUGGUGACGGGAUUCUGCGACAACAAUCUUGUCCGCAUCUUCUCUUCAUCAUAUGCUGUCUCGGGCCGAAGUUGA